This is a messenger RNA of Carlito syrichta (Philippine tarsier), 1776 nucleotides long. It is a transcript of the gene NFYA, whose product is annotated as nuclear transcription factor Y subunit alpha. Gene Ontology annotation, molecular function: RNA polymerase II cis-regulatory region sequence-specific DNA binding; DNA-binding transcription factor activity, RNA polymerase II-specific. Gene Ontology annotation, cellular component: CCAAT-binding factor complex. The record is from RefSeq and is a predicted model, not a curated record. Lineage: Eukaryota; Metazoa; Chordata; Mammalia; Primates; Tarsiidae. Gene Ontology annotation, biological process: regulation of transcription by RNA polymerase II. The transcript has 10 exons. Bases 190 to 1233 code for a protein of 347 amino acids.
AUUUUGCGAGGCAGCGGCAGUGGCGGCGGCAGCGGCGGCUGGAGCCUCUGAUUGGGUUUCGGAGUCCGGUACUGGAGCCAAUCAGCGCGGGCAGCGAACCGGGGGAGCGAGGCACGGAGUGUACCUCUUAGUCUUCUGGGAUCUCCAGAGUGAAGCUUACGUGGACGGGGAUUCUUACUUGGAGGGACCAUGGAGCAGUAUACGGCAAACAGCAAUAGUUCGACAGAACAGAUUGUUGUACAGGCUGGACAGAUUCAGCAGCAGCAGCAGGGUGGUGUCACUGCUGUCCAGUUGCAGACUGAGGCCCAGGUGGCAUCCGCCUCAGGCCAGCAAGUCCAGACCCUCCAGGUAGUUCAGGGGCAGCCAUUAAUGGUGCAGGUCAGUGGAGGCCAGUUAAUCACGUCAACUGGCCAACCCAUUAUGGUCCAGGCUGUUCCUGGUGGACAAGGUCAAACCAUCAUGCAAGUACCUGUAUCUGGAACACAGGGUUUGCAGCAGAUACAGUUGGUCCCGCCUGGACAGAUCCAGAUCCAGGGUGGGCAGGCUGUGCAGGUACAGGGCCAGCAGGGCCAAACUCAACAAAUCAUCAUCCAGCAGCCCCAGACAGCCGUCACCGCUGGCCAGACUCAGACGCAACAGCAGAUUGCCGUCCAGGGACAGCAGGUGGCACAGACUGCUGAAGGACAGACCAUUGUCUAUCAGCCAGUUAAUGCAGAUGGCACCAUUCUUCAGCAAGUUACAGUCCCUGUUUCAGGCAUGAUCACCAUCCCAGCAGCCAGUUUGGCAGGAGCACAGAUUGUUCAGACAGGAGCCAAUACCAACACAACCAGCAGUGGACAAGGCACUGUCACUGUAACACUACCAGUUGCAGGCAACGUGGUCAAUUCAGGAGGGAUGGUCAUGAUGGUGCCUGGGGCUGGCUCUGUGCCUGCUAUCCAAAGAAUCCCUCUUCCUGGUGCAGAGAUGCUUGAAGAAGAGCCUCUCUAUGUGAAUGCCAAACAGUACCACCGUAUUCUUAAGAGGAGGCAAGCCCGAGCUAAACUAGAGGCAGAAGGGAAAAUUCCAAAGGAAAGAAGGAAAUAUCUACAUGAGUCUCGGCAUCGACAUGCCAUGGCACGGAAGCGUGGUGAAGGUGGACGAUUUUUCUCUCCAAAGGAAAAGGAUAGUCCCCAUAUGCAGGAUCCAAACCAAGCCGAUGAAGAAGCUAUGACACAGAUCAUCCGAGUGUCCUAACCCCAGGCCACGUGAUGGAGCUGAUAAAUCAGGUCAUGUUUCUCGCCAUUGUUUCCCACUGUUCCAGGAAAUUGAUCAACUCUUCCAAUGGGACACUGACGAUCACACUCUGCCCUUUUCUACAAGACAGAAACCACUUAGUUUUUAAUAAGUGGCACAGUAUUAUAAUUGCAGUGAUAUCUGGCAAAUUGAAGUUGCAAGCCUUUGUCUUACUCUUUGAGUCAGGACCUGUUUCAGACUGUUGAUGACGUUGACAUUUCAUGGAUUAGGAUGAUGCAAAGAAUUACAUGCCAGCCCAGCAGCACACAACACUGGUGAAGCCAGCCAGCCAUCUCAGCAGGGAAGAGCAACCUUCUCAACCUAAACUGCAGUCAGGGAUGCCGCAGCCUACUGCUUCCCAUGGAACCUAGACAGCAUCUAUCCCUCUGGUGGGAGAUUUCAGGCUGACUAACUGAAUGGGCACUUUGUAUUCAGAGAUGGCUUCCAGGCAAGGAAUUUCCGUCUUGUGAUAUAGAAACAAUAAAUUCCGGAGAUGAAUUCAUC